Mollisia scopiformis is the source of this 1488-nucleotide messenger RNA. Its product is annotated as MFS transporter-like protein. The record is from RefSeq and is a predicted model, not a curated record. Lineage: Eukaryota; Fungi; Ascomycota; Leotiomycetes; Helotiales; Mollisiaceae. The coding region runs from base 1 to 1488 and encodes 495 amino acids. Gene Ontology annotation, molecular function: transmembrane transporter activity. Gene Ontology annotation, biological process: transmembrane transport. The transcript is spliced from 3 exons.
AUGUUCUCCAAAAAUGACUUUUAUACAUUUGUGUAUGGCACGCGCAUUGGCAACUCCAAUGCACCUUCAUUCUUGAAGCUUCGAUCGUCAAAUUCAUUUAUUGUUGCAACAAUUGUAAUUGCUGUCUUCACCGACAUCUUCCUCUAUUCUCUAGUGGUUCCGGUCCUUCCAUUUGCACUCACGGUAAGAGCCGGUGUGAAAGAACAAGAUCUGCAAAAAUGGACAUCUAUCUUUCUGGCAGUCUACGGUGCUGCAUUAGCAAUUGGUUCGCCGAUUUUUGGCUGGUUUGCGGAUAGAUCAUCAUCUCGUCGGGUUCCACUCCUUCUCGGGCUUCUCGCUCUCGGAGGUGCAACAGCAAUGCUUUGCGCAGGAUCUUCUCUCGGUCUGCUGGUGACAGGCAGAUUCCUCCAAGGACUGUCAGCAAGUGUUGUUUGGACAGUGGGUCUAGCUCUACUAUCAGACACUAUGGAUAAAGAGAACAUUGGCCAAGCAAUGGGUUAUGUAGCAGCGGCUACCAGCGUUGGCUCUCUCGCAGGACCGCUUCUUGGUGGAGUCGUUUAUGCCCAUGCAGGAUAUUAUGCUGUGUUCGCAAUUGGGUUUGGAAUCAUUGGCGUUGAUAUCAUCCUCCGUCUGAUGAUGGUCGAAAAGAGUGUGGCUCAACAGUGGCAGUCCCCUGAAGUUGAGACACCAACAUCCGUUUCCGAGCCGAAGGAAGAGCCAAGCCAAAAUCCAGAUCCUGACGCAAUCCGAUCAGCACCAACGCAAGAACCUGCAUCAGACACAGAAAAAGUGGACAUCAAACCUUUGCCAGCAUGGACUCGACGACUCCCGCCCUUCAUCACGCUCCUGCGAAUCCCACGAAUCCUCGUCGCCUUGUUCGGUUGCUUUGUGCAAUCGACUGCUCUUGCCUCAUUUGAUUCGUCACUUCCUCUUUACGUCAAGAAUAUAUUCUCCUGGAACUCCUCAGGAGCAGGUCUCAUCUUCAUCUGCCUUGUCAUUCCCGCUCUAUCCUCGCCCCUUGUCGGUAUCGUCUCCGAUAAGUAUGGAUCCAGAGCAAUUACAACAAUUGGCCUACUGGGCUCUGUCCCUUUCUGGGUGCUUCUGCGAUUUGUGACGCACAAUACCAUUGAACAGAAAGUCUUACUUUGCGCCCUUCUCGCCCUCAUUGGGUUAUGUAUGACAUUUGUGAUGGCACCACUAAUGGCUGACAUUGAUCAUGCGGUUGCUCUAGAAGAGAAGAAACGACCGGGAAGCCUGGGAAAACGAGGAGCUGCUGCCCAAGGAUUUGGUCUGUUCAAUUUGGCUUACGCUAUUGGCACUAUGAUUGGACCUCUAUGGGCUGGUUUUGUAAUCCAGGAUGCAGGUUGGGGUACAAUGACAUGGACUUUGGGUCUUUUGAGUGGAGUCGCUGCUGUCACUACAUUCUUCUUUACUGGGGGAAGAAUUAUGCUUAAAGGUAAAAGCAGCAGCGAGGGAGGGGUUGUAUGA